GACAGAGACAGACAGAAACACGAGGGUUCACUGAGAAGACGUCUGAAAACAGCUCCAUCAUGGCAGCACCUGGCGUCUCUCGUUCUUCAGCAGCAGCGCUGUCCUUUGAGGAUUACUCUGUCUACGGUAACCUGAGUGAUGAUGAGCUCAUCCAGCUCGCCAUUGAGCGCAGUCUGACAGAAACCCAUGGAAACGCUGCAACCACCGAUGCUGUGAAUGCUCCAGCCGCUGCCAGUGCCAACACCAAUACCAUCACAGGUGCUGUUCUGAACACCAUAGGCAUCAGCACAUCCAAUCCUGAUGCCAGAGCCCCCUCAAGGUAUCCUCGUCGACUUGGUGUGACUACCACAAACCAGCCAAACCCGAACUCCCACAAUCCACCUCAGGAUCAGACCACAGCACACUACAGCUCCCCGAACCCCCCGAGUGAAAAGCCACCAGAUCCGAAAACGUUUGAUGGGAUAAUCAGUACCUUCAUGACGGGCUCAGGAAAGAAGAUGGUGGCAUAUCGCAAACAUGAUGGCAGUUUGGUCCACAUGUGUCCGGAGCCUGUAGAGGAGGAGGAGCCUCUGUUCAAAGCAAUUCGUGUUGGUGACGCUUCACAAGUAAGGGUGUUGGUGAUGCGUUCUGGAACAAAUCUAAUGCUGCCCAGUAAACCUGGCUGGCUUGCCAUUCACCAGGCGGCGUGGUUUGGCCAGGCCAAGUGUCUGAGAGUGCUUCUAUCAGCUCAGCCAGGGAUGAUCAACAAGCGGACAGAGCGCGGCGAGACAGCACUGAUUAUCGCUGCAGGCAGAAAUCAUCUUGCAUGUGUUGAGUUGCUGCUGGAAAAUGGAGCAGAUGUUGAUGCUACAAAUAAUGACCGAGAGACUCCUCUUUACAAAGCUUGUGAGAAGGACAGUCCCGCCAUGGUUGCAGCCUUAUUGAACUAUAAUGCAGCAGUCAACGUUCACUGUAUUCAUGGUUGGACCGCCCUCCAGGAGGCCGUGGGCCGGAACAAUGUGGAGAUCUGUGAGAUGUUGGUGAAGGCCGGAGCCAAACACAACCUAACCAACUCGUUCGGCAUCACGCCACUGUUCACUGCGGCUCAGGGUGGGCAGCUCGCAACGCUCCGCUUCCUUCUCAGACAUGGUGCUGACAUUAACAGUCAGGCUCCUGAUGGAGCCACUGCGUUGUAUGAAGCUGCUAAAAAUGGUCAUGAAAACGUCAUUGAGCUCCUCCUUUCUCAGAACGCUGAUGCCAACAAACCAGGAAAGAGAGGACUAUUACCUCUGCACAUUGCUGCUCAGAGAGGAAGUGAAACCAUUGUCAGCAUGUUGAUCCCGCCCACCAGCAAGGCCAGAAUCCGGCGGACUGGCAUCAGCCCACUCCAUCUUGCCGCAGAACGAAAUCGUGAUGAAGUCCUGGAGAUUUUGAUUGAGGCUGGUUUCGAUGUGAACCUUCAGCUGUCUGAGGAACGGUCAAGGUUGUACGAGGACCGACGCAGCACGGCGCUUUACUUCUCAGUUAUCAACAGCAACAUCGAUGCGGUGCUCAUGCUUCUAAAGGCUGGCGCCAACCCAAACCUGGAUGUGUUCAGGCCUCUGAUGGUGGCAGCGAGGAUGGGCUGCAUCCAAACCUUGACCCUUCUGGUAGAGCAUGGAGCAGAGAUCAACGCCUCCAUCCCCACACACCCCACCACGUUCCCCGCUGUCUACAUGUUCAGCAUGAAGUACCUGCCAAUGUUCAAGUACCUGCUGGACCAUGGAGGCCAUGCCCUCUCCUGCUUUGACUGUACCUAUGGACACAAACCUCACCCACCAAUCAAAACCUCCAGAUCACAGAGGGAUGAGCUGAUCUACGGGGACAGAAGUGUGGAACAGAGGCAGCAGAGCGCAGGUGUUCAGUUCUGUGAGAUGAUCUCAGUCCCUAGUAUCUGUCGGUGGGCGGGGCCAAUCAUUGAUGUCCUGUUGGACUACGUUGGUAAUGUAACCCUCUGCUCUCGACUGAUGGAACACCUGGACAGUUACUCUGAGUGGAGCGUCAUCAAAGACAAAGCAGCACCUCCUCGGCCAUUACUUCAGCUCUGUCGUCUUUGUAUCGUGCAGUUGGUUGGGCAGCGUCGUCUGAAGAAGCUUCCGCUGCCUGGCACUCUGAUUCGCUUUCUGAUGCACAUAGACGUAACAGAUGAGGACUCGUGAAUAAAAUCUCACUUUUAGAGUGCCUGUGAAUGAACUGAUGGGGGAGGAUGGCUAAUUUUAAACAGUUUUGAUUCCUCAUUAGAUGGUUACCUGUCUUUUGACUCAACUAUUUUUUAUUACAUUCAUAUUUGUGUUCUUGUCUUCAACAUUGAUAAUAUGUGUUUAUAGAAAAAUGUUUGUGCUCUGACUUCCUGGUUAAUCACUAAAAAUGUAGAGAGGUGACUGUUUCCAUAUGCCAUAUAUAACCAACUUCUGUAUUUGACCGAGAAUGGCAGUGGUGACAGGCAGGAGAAAAAUGAACACUCAGGGACAAGAGCCCUAAUCUCAAUUUUGGCCCUAUGCUUUACUGAUAUGUUACAUUUAGUUACUAAUGUUACCCAACAGCAUUUUCACCAGUAACAGACCCAAGUUUUGCACAUGCAAGCUCCAUUUACAACACUGAUACUGCCAGCACUACCACAUUGCCCCAGGCGGCACAAACGGACAGAACAACUGUUCCUGGUGCCAACAUUACACAUGAAAAAGAACAGGGUUGUGGAGGUUGUUGCUGAUGUCACUAACAGUAGAUGGUGAUACCUUGACUCCUGUCCUCUGGAGGUCGUUGCUGAUGUCACUAACAUAAGAUGGUGGUACCUUGACUCCUGUCCUCUGGAGGUCGUUGCUGAUGUCACUAACAUAAGAUGGUGAUACCUUGACUCCUAUCCUCUGGAGGUCGUUGCUGAUGUCACUAACAUAAGAUGGUGAUACCUUGACUCCUGUCCUCUGGAGGUUGUUGCUGAUGUCACUAACAUAAGAUGGUGAUACCUUGACUCCUGUCCUCUGGAGGUUGUUGCUGAUGUCACUAACAUAAGAUGGUGAUACCUUGACUCCUAUCCUCUGGAGGUUGUUGCUGAUGUCACUAACAAUUGUUUUAGGCUCUUUUUUUAUAGCUCUCACAAUUUUUCUGUCAUCAACUGUUUUUUUCGUCUUGGUCUCGUUGUGUAUUGGGCCCCUUCUUUUUCAGUCUAAGCGAAUGUGAAAAAUCUUGGAGUGAUUUUUGACCAAUGUUUUUGAGCAACGUAUAUCAAAUUAUUGACCUGUUCAUGUUUCUGUCAUUUAGGAAAUAUAGCUAAAUUGAAUUCUGUUGUCUCACAAGCCGAGUUAGAAAUGUGAAUUCAUGCUUUCAUCUCUUCAUGUCUAGAUUAUUGUAAUUCCCUCUUUACCUGCCUCAGUAAAUCCUCUCUUGACAGCUUACAGUUGAUACAGAAUGCUGCUGCUAGACUAUUAACCAGGUCCAGCAGAUCAACUCACAUGACACCCAUUUUAGAUCCUCUACACUGGAUUCCAGUGAAAUUCAGAACUCACUUUAAGGCUCUUGUUUUUGUUUAUAAAGCUUUUCAUAAUCAGGCACCUGAAUAUAUAGCUGACCUGCUUCAUCCCUGCAUCCCCAGCAGAACCCUAAAGUCCUAAGAUCACGGUCUACUUGUUGCCCCCUGGGGUCCAACUUAAAACCAAAGGGGAUCGAGCCUUUGAGGUUGUGGCCCCGACACUUUGGAACUCUCUUCCUUUUAGCUUACACUGUGCUGCUUCAACUGAGAUUUUUAAAAAGCGGCUAAAACAAAUCUCUUUAAACUGGCUUUGAUUAACUGAUGUAAUGUUGUAUACUUGUACUAAAACUUUUAUUCUUGCUCUUUGUAUGCAUUUUUGCUGUUUUAUCAUUUUGUUUUGUGACACACUUCAUGACUUGCUCUG
Molecule: messenger RNA, 3908 nt
Organism: Cheilinus undulatus (humphead wrasse)
Lineage: Eukaryota; Metazoa; Chordata; Actinopteri; Labriformes; Labridae
Product: ankyrin repeat and SOCS box protein 2-like
Exons: 10
Coding region: 60-2177 (705 amino acids)
Biological process (GO): intracellular signal transduction
Molecular function (GO): protein binding
Source: RefSeq, a predicted model, not a curated record